UGCCGUGAAACAAUAGUAGUGAAGUUAAAAGUUUUUUUUGUUACCGGCAUCUUUGACAUUUUGACUGUCACUGGCCAGUUUGACGUAAGAAGGGACGAACGAAUGUAAACAAAAACAACUUACUGCAAAACAGCUGCACAUCGGAAAUUAAAAAUUACAAAAAAAUUAGAAUGGCUCCCAUGACGAUUGUCCGUAUAUUUAGCUUGUCGAACACAAAACCCUUGUACUCUAUAAGUAAGGUUCUGUCGUGUGCAAAUUACAGCACUUCAAGCAAAAAAGGGAAAAUCUACAGCGAUGUCAACGAAGCCGUAAAGGACAUUAAAGACGGGUCUAAACUUCUGGUCGGCGGUUUCGGGUUGUGCGGCAUACCGGAAAAUCUUAUUCAAGCCUUAAAUAAUCAAAAAGUCAGUGGGUUGACUGUUGUUUCCAACAAUGCAGGAGUGGAGAACUUUGGCCUGGGUAUAUUGCUCAAGAGCAAACAAAUCAAAAGGAUGAUUGCAUCUUAUGUUGGAGAGAAUGCUGAAUUUGAAAGGCAGUUCCUGACUGGAGAGUUGGAAGUUGAGCUGACUCCACAAGGCACCUUAGCAGAGAGGAUCAGAGCGGGAGGGGCAGGUAUUCCUGCUUUCUUCACCCCCACUGGCUAUGGUACUCUUAUUCAAGAGGGUGGUUCGCCUAUCAAAUACACCAAGGAUGGCAAGAUCGACAUCCCAAGCGCCUCCCGGCUCGUCCAACAAUUCAACGGCCACAACUACAUAAUGGAGAAAGCCAUCGUCGGAGACUUCGCCCUGGUCAAAGCCUGGAAAGCAGACAGACAUGGCAACUUGAUCUUCAGGAAGAGCGCCCGCAACUUCAACCCGGCUAUGUGCAGAGCGGCGAGGAUCACUAUAGCUGAAGUUGAGGAAAUUGUUGAUGAACUCGACCCAGAUUAUGUACAUGUGCCGUCAAUAUUUGUACAUAGGGUUAUCAAGGGUGAAAAGUAUGAGAAGCGAAUUGAGAGGAGGAUCGUUCAGAAGACGGGAGAUCAGAAAGAGAAGAAACCGGCAGAUCUGAUGCGUGAGAGGAUCAUUAGAAGGGCCGCUUUGGAAUUUAAGGAUGGCAUGCAUGCAAAUCUUGGAAUAGGUAUGCCCAUGCUGGCCAGUAACUUCAUUCCCAAGAACGUCAAAGUGCUGCUGCAAUCCGAAAAUGGUAUACUUGGCUUAGGACCUGCUCCAACUGAGGACCAAGUGGAUGCAGACCUCAUCAAUGCUGGAAAGGAAACUGUCACCAUACUUCCAGGAGCAUCGUUCUUCUCGUCCGAUGAUAGUUUCGCAAUGAUUCGCGGCGGCCACAUCGACUUGACCAUUUUGGGCGCCAUGCAAAUCUCACAGUACGGCGACUUGGCCAACUGGAUGAUUCCUGGCAAAAUGGUAAAAGGGAUGGGCGGAGCCAUGGACCUGGUGUCUGCGCCGCGCACCAAGGUGGUGAUCACCAUGGAACACACCACCAAGGGCGGCGGCCACCGCAUCCUGCCCCGGUGCGAGCUGCCUCUCACCGGCAAGAACUGCGUUGACAUGAUCAUCACUGAAAAGGCGGUCUUCGAUGUAGACAAGGAGAGGGGUCUGACACUAACCGAGCUGGCUGAAGGAGUGACGGUGGAAGACGUGAUCGUGGCCACGGGGUGCGAGUUCCAAGUCUCCAAGGACCUGAAGAAGAUGGGAGAUGUCUUGGAAAUAGACUAAGCGAAGCAAAUUCUUUAUUCGCCGGCGAGGGUUUUUAU
This is a messenger RNA of Cydia amplana, 1756 nucleotides long. RefSeq names its product succinyl-CoA:3-ketoacid coenzyme A transferase 1, mitochondrial (gene SCOT). Gene Ontology annotation, cellular component: mitochondrion. The transcript has 10 exons. Gene Ontology annotation, molecular function: succinyl-CoA:3-oxo-acid CoA-transferase activity. The coding region runs from base 171 to 1718 and encodes 515 amino acids. The record is from RefSeq and is a predicted model, not a curated record. Gene Ontology annotation, biological process: ketone body catabolic process. NCBI's taxonomy places the organism in Eukaryota, Metazoa, Arthropoda, Insecta, Lepidoptera, Tortricidae.